Molecule: messenger RNA, 3847 nt
Organism: Caenorhabditis elegans
Lineage: Eukaryota; Metazoa; Nematoda; Chromadorea; Rhabditida; Rhabditidae
Gene: arcp-1
Product: ANK_REP_REGION domain-containing protein
Exons: 21
Coding region: 63-3770 (1235 amino acids)
Source: RefSeq, marked reviewed
AGCUGAUAUUGAUAUAAUAAUCCAGUGAAGAGGAGGAAGAGAAAAAUAUAUUUAUGCGCACCAUGCGACCACCUCCACUUGUUCUUGACGCUGCAAUGGAUACGCCUGGAACACCGCCAAAUAUUCCUGGGAAGAAUCAAAAAACUACGAUAAAAAGACGCCGAGAGAGCAUUGCCACCAGAGCUCGUGAAUUUCUAUCCGCCGUUGUCAAAGGAAAUUUGCUAGAAGUGUCAAGAAAAAUGUCCCCUCAAGCUUUAAAGAUUGCCCACCCAAAUACCGGAAGUGUUGCAUUAAUACUUGCAGUUUUAAACGGGCACAAAUCGAUCGUUGAAGCCAUAUUAGGAUAUUCCCUAAAUACUCUCAAUAUGCACGACAACGACGGACGUACCGCAUUACAUUACGCAGCUGCUCUAUAUGGGCUCAGUCAGGAUCCGACCAUGUAUUUUCUUUUGUUGGAGAAAGGGGCCAAAGAUAAUCUGGCGGAUUCGGAAGGGUUCACAGCUCAGGAUGUACGAAAUAAUCCCGGAUUGAUUGAUUUGGAUAGAGCUAGAUAUGCGAACGUUUACCCUGUGCCACGAGAAACUGAAUGGGAAGUCCGUUUUGCGUCGAAGUCAGCAGAAGAUUUUAACAACGACAUAAUCAACGGAACACUUGACAUGAGCCAUGUGCCAAACAUCCCUGAACACUUGGAUCUUAUCAAAAAACUCUCGUUACUUCAAUCUCAGGUUUUGGGUAUUUGGGAUGCAGUUGCAGCGGAAGAUGACCGAAGUCUGAAACAGUUGAUUUGUGAGAGACAAAUGGGGUUGGUAAGGGAUAGAGAUGGACGGACACCUCUACAUCAUGCUUAUAUGAAACGACGGAAUGAGCUUAUCGAAUAUUUACUCUACAUCUGUCCCGAUUCGGCUAACAUUAAAGACAGGCACGGCAAAACACCCUCCGAGUACAGCGUUGUGAAGCCUCCACCAGCACCACCACAGCUCCUUGAGCCGGCUACUGUCGCGGAUUCGUUACUGCUUAUUCCGAAUAGGGAACGUAGGCCAUCCCGAACGCAGCUUCUUCACAAAGAACGAUUCCACCUGCCCGCUGAAGAAAAAGCGACGAGGAAGAAGUCGACUAGUGACAAUACAAUGAGAAGCCGAGAAUCGGACUCUCCGGAGGGAAUUGAACCAGAUGUGCUGAAUAGGAUUCAAGGAGUUGAUGUUAAGAAUCGAGAUUUCACAGUGUUGGAGCAACUGCAGAUUGAAGGAAAAGGAGAUCAAAUCUGGAAAGCAGCAAAGCAGAGUGGUGAGAGAAUUGCACGUCAUGUCCAAGAAUUUCGCCAACUCCAAAAUCGCCUCAGCACCGCAAUUGACGCCAUUGAAAAAGACGAAAAGAAGCGACUGGACCAAUCGGUUGAUGAAGAAGUUAUGGCAACAAGAGAUCAUCGAGGAAUGCGUCUACUUCAUAUUGCUGUAUUGAGAGAGAAACAUGAAAUCAUUGAGCAUCUUGCCAUCACCUUUCCAAAUCAAAUUGAUUUAACGGAUACGCUCGGACGUACGGCUCUCCACUACGCGGCGUGCCAACAAAAUGCAAUUUACGACUCUCUUGUUGAUCUAGGCGCUCGAAAAGAUUUAGCAGAUCAAGACGGUAUAACUGCGGAGGAAUAUCGUCAGAACCCGGGACGACUUCUUCGGCCGUCAUCAGCUGUGUCUUCUGUGAUGCUGAGAUCCAUGUCAACUGACGAUGAGUUUUUUGAUCCAGACGCACCAUCAGAGGAACAAGUUGAAGAAUGGUUGGCAACCGGUGAAGUUCUGAAGCUUGAACAAAUCGUGCUUGAUGGAAGAGGACAUAUGCUUAGAGAGAAGAAGACGGUUAAUGCUUCAAGUAACGAAUUUCUGUCGGGACUUACACAGUAUUUAACGAAAAUUGAUGCAAUACACAAAGCAGUUGAGGAAGGAGAUGUUCGAAGAGUUAAAUCAUUGAUUGAUCGGCCGCUUUUAUCAACUGCCAGAGAUAAUUAUGGAAUGACGCCAAUUCAUAAAGCAUUACUUCAUGGCCAAACAAACACAGUGCGCUUCCUUCUUGGCCGCUUCCCAAGCUGUGUGAACGCCACUGAUCACGCUGGCCGAACCCCACUCCACUACGCUGCUGCUGAUCCAAAUGGUGAACAUAUGAUAAAAGUGCUGCAGAAAAGUGGUGGAGACGCAUUUAUAGAGGAUAAACACGGUCAUACUCCAUUCUAUUAUCGAACACACGGUCAACGAUUGAAUGUUCGAUCGAUGAAAGACAACGCGGUUAUGAAUCAACUCAUUUCGGGACAGUUGAGCAGGCCGUUGUUACAAGAUUUAGAAGAGGAUAUUUAUGAUUGGAUUCAUACUGGAAAUAUUGGAAAGUUGGAAGAAUUGGUGCUUACCGGGUAUGCAGAUUUAUUAUUGGGAAGGAAUCAUGAAGUUGAUGAUGCUGAUAGUAUUGGAUUUUUAGAAGUGCUACCUCAAUAUCAGGCAAAGAUCCAAUCAAUCCACAAAGCAGUCGAAACAGGAAAUCUUCGAGCCGUCAAGUUGUUGACUGAUCGUAAGAAGCUAUCACUUUGUAGAGAUACCCGAGGCCUUUCUCCACUUCACAAGGCAAUUGUUUUUGAACGAACUGAUAUUGCAAAAUACCUUAUUCGAAAUUAUCCGCAGUCUGUGAACGCUAUGGAUCAGAAGAAAAGGACUCCACUUCACUACGCAGCCGCAUUGAAAGACGGAGGAUACUUGUAUAAGGUUAUGAGGAAAUCUGGAGCUGAUCCGAAUAUUUAUGAUUGUAAUGGUCGCCCUGCAAAAUACUACUUAAAACAUACCGGAGAAAUCGAUCUAUCAGCAAUGCGACUCGACACUCGAGCAGCUUUAAAACAAGUCUUACAUAAUAGAGUUGCUCCAAGCUAUCUAGAAUCCUCAAUUCAACAAUGGCUCCGUGAUGGACAGCUGGCGAAAUUGGAGCAAUUGGUGUUGUCGGGAUGUGGAGACUUGCUGCAAAGUCGGACAUCGACUCAUACGGAAACUCAGGCAUUUUUGGAUAGAUUACCGGAUUAUAUGGACAAAAUCGAUGGAAUCCAUAAAUCAAUAAAAGAAGGCAACUUGGACAAAGUUAAAGAACUAAUGAAGACGAAAAAAUUAGCAAUUGCAAGAGAUCGAUUUGGAUGUACACCUUUGCAUUCUGCAGUUGUUCAUGAGCACACUGAAAUUGUCCGGUAUAUUGCAGGACACUAUAACUCUGUUUUAAAUGCUCCUGAUUAUAAUAAGCGAACUGCAAUGCAUUACGCUGCCGCGGCAAGAGAUGGAGGUCAUUACCUGAAAAUUCUUGGAAAAGCUGGAGCCGAUCCGAUGGCUGUUGAUAACGAAGGAAGAACACCUGAUUAUUACCGAAGGAAUGCAGUUAUUGAUUUGAAACUUAUCAAGGAUCGGGAUGAAGAUUUUGAGACUAUAAAUGAGGAGUAUUUAGAGGAUGGGCCAUUGAUUGAUUCUCCAGCUACACCUGAUUCAGGAAGUGAAGGGUCAUUCAUUGAUAGUGCACGUAUGUUGGAUGAUGAGGAUGAAAGUAUUGAAAGGCAUCGGUUUGAGAAGGCGUUCAGAGGGAAGAUUGAUUUGCCAACGUCGGAGAAUGGAGUAUAUCUCGCAAGGACGGUGGCGCCUGUUUUGACUAAAGCGCUGGCAGAGGUUCUACUUCGCCGUCCUGCCGACCCUAUUGGAUUUAUUGCCGAGUGGCUCUCAAAAUACGUCGUAGAAAUUCCACGUCACAAUGGAAGUCAUUGAUUUCAACACAUUUUUUAAGAAUAAAAAAAGGAGAAACUUUUUUAUUUCAAUAAAAUGUGUCAUUUUUUGGGAAAAUU